AUGAAGGAAUUCAACAAGUACAGGAACUACCUGGCUGAGGUCCAGCUGGAUUGGGACCACAGGUUUAGAGCUGAGCAGAAGGAGCUGGUCAGGAUGCUUCUGUUCAUGCAGAAAGACGGGAAGCUGUCCUCGGACGUUCCCAUAACAGAUGUGAUGGAGUGGAUUCUGUUUGAGGGCAGAGGCGUGUUUACACUGAAGUUCCGUAAAGCCGACAACAAGCCAGAGAGACUAAUAGGGACAGGAGACUGUUCUCGUAUACAGCUGCCAAAGAUCCACACCCAAAGUGCCUUCUACAGCAGUGAAUGUAAGCACUUUCUAAGCAGAUCUGAGAAGGUUUCCGCUGAUUGCUUCUACUCCAUUGUCGGGAACAUUGUGACAGUAGUCGUGAAGGAAGUGAAUGGAAUUCUAAUCCCGGCCCUGCAGAGUUUUGAGUCCAGACCUCCUGCCAUGAAGAAGAACGACACUGCCUCUGAGGAAUCCCCACUGGACGUCCUUGACCGUCAGCACCCGGUGUCUCUCUCUGUGGACCGCGAGGUAGCAUCCAGUCUGUGUGUGGAGCGCUUCUCUGGAGAGCAGGAGGACAGAAGGAGGUCAACAUCUCCCAGCAGCCCCACCUCUGAGUUACUGAAUCCCGGCCUCAUAAAAGAGGCUGAGAGGAUCAUAUGGGAGGUCAUUUGGAAGUCAGUGAAUGCUGUCAUUGCAAAGAGGAACUGUACUGAAAUGACACACACUGAAACUGAAGAGGCUCUAUACAGAAAUGUCGGAGAGGAUAACUUUGACAACGCAUGCACCCUGACCAAGAGUGCGAGGGCCGCAUUGACAGCAGAGGGCAGUAUUGUACAGUUCGGUUCACAGGCACAUAUAACCAGCCAGGUACAAGCGAUGACUGAAAGUUCCAGUGAUUCAAACAGUCUGGCUAGAGAGACAUGCCCCAGCCAAAACAAAUACCUCCCAAGUUUUUCCAGAAUUGACUUAUUGUCCAAAGAACUGGUUGAUGACAUGCUGGAAAGGGUGUGCUCUAUAAUUGCCAAGGACAAAGUGAAAGUCGUCUCAGCAGUUGAGGAUUCCAAGGCUAGCGUUCAAUCGUCCAGCCGGUCGUCAACUUCCUGUUCCUGUGACCCCAGGACCAGCAGUGAAGCUCUGUGUUGUGUCUCCUGUGGAUUGAGACUAGAAAUCCAGCGGGCAGAUGAAGACGUCAGCUCGGGCGGCAAACUGCUGGGUGGACAGUUCUCCUCAAGGUAUGCCCGCUCAUGCCAUCCGUCAAGGGAAACCUCAGCGACUGGGUCUUACGCUGACAACAUGGUCGGCGGUAUCUUGCGUCACAUCGAGGAGGACACAGCCGAAUGCACAAACGAUCCCGCCAAAAACGAACACAAAAUGACGCCAAUCCCUCGAGGCACCCAAUCAGAGAAAUGUGGAAGUCAGAUGAGCGAUACAGCCUCACAGAGUCCAGGAGACUGUCCACAGCUUCCUUUGGAGUCAGAUCCAAGGCGAGAGGCAGCCAGGGUUUCUUACAGAGUGUUUGAGAAGAUCAAAGAGAAUAUUUUAACAAUCGGACAGGGCCUCGUCCAGCCAGGGAAGAUCAACAAAGAGGUGGAGGAUGUCCUCAUCCUUGGCAUUGUUGAAACUGCUUUAGAGAAGCUAGAAGACAUUACCAAACAGGAAAAACGGAUCAACUUGAACUCAGAGAAAAAUACAGUUGAAACUGUCCCAGUAUCUGUCCUCAACUCUGCCUGCAAAACAGCUUUAUACUCAGGUCAGAGUGAGGUGUGCAUCGCGAUCCCUCCCCAGCCAUUGUCAUCAAAGUCCCUUCUUACAGACUCAUGUGGGUCACAGGCCGACAUCGUUUCAGACAAAGUAGUCGGAAAUUACGUUUACGAGGUUCAACGGUUGUCAAGUCAGGAGCGUUUGUAUAACUCAACAGAACAAGCAGAGGCUGUGUGUGACACUCAUCACAUGGUUGAAGAUAUCCUCCGAGUGCUCAAAGCCCAAGGAACUCCCAUCGUUCAGUAUGAACCCAGGACCUUCGACCGUGUGUCCUCUUCCCUUUCUCAGGCCAUGUUCAAGCACACGAGUACGACCGCCCUCGAUACCGAAUCAAACGCACCCCCUGGAUGGCUCACCCCGGACGCCUCUCCCGUCCCGCGUGCUUCCACGGCCGAUUGGGGCAAGUCCAGAGGCACGCUCCCGAAGCUGGCCACGUUCAAGGCACAGGGCCCGCGGGGGGCACCGCUGAACAUGAAAAAGGAAUGCAGGUCACACUCCACAACUCUAACCUCUGAUGUCUUGGCGACUCCGUCCCCCCAUAUUCCCGAGGACGUGAUGGUUGGACAGAGAGUCGACGCGGAGGUGUCAUCCCCUGCGAUGGGCGAUAGGAAGGAUUGGGAUAAGAGAGUUUUGGGGGGGGAUGUGAUCGAGCCGCCACAGACUCGAGAUCAUUUCUCCAGCCGUGCUCAGGCUUUAGAGAAGGUGACACGCGAUGGAAGUAUCUGUGAAGGAGACUUGGAGCAAAAGCUGUCAGCACCUUCCGUGCUCCUACUGCGAUCCACUGUAGAGAAAUUAGUGAACAAGUGGAUGGAUCAUUUCAGUGUGGCAGACCUCUUCCUGUCUGCGUCAGAGGAGAUGGAGCGUCAGGGUUCUAGACUGUGUGACCUGCUUCAGACAUCAGGUGGGCAGACUGAGAAGGUCACAGGGAGCAGGGAGGCUGCCUCUCCCCACCUCUGUAACCUCGUGACUCAGUCUGUGAUGGGCUCUUUGCAACUGGAUCACUCGCCCCACACUUCAACACAAAAAACAGUAGAUGUGGGGCCCGUUAUGUGGCCUGCAUUUUCCAUGAAGCCAGAUCCUCCUUGGUCUGGAAGUGCACUAGGGAACCCCUCAGGGGAGCCUGCAUCACUAGUCAAGGCACCUGUGCAGACUGAACACUGCCACCACAACACCAUGGACCAGGGGAUGAGUGUCCUCACGCCUUUGGACUCCUCAGCUCAAGAGGAGCCAGACACCACCUGUAAAAAGCCGGCAUGGUUUUAUGUCAUUGAAGCCCAACCCAAACCAGGACAGGGAAUAUCGGCUCCUAAAAGCCUAUGUACAUGUCUCGAGUAUCUACAUUCUCUGCCCGUUGAAGUACUUGAGGAUAUAGUGUCGUCUUUAAUCGUCAACAUCUACUCAGAGGGGGGCGACUUGCACACGUGCUUGUCCAGUCGUACCCUGAGUGACACUGCCGUGGAUCUCAUCGACGACGUCCUGAAUGAGCUGAAGAUCUCUCCAAACGACGUGGUUGUAUGUGGAGAUCUUGUCAUGCCCGAGUCUUGCACUUUUGAGGUGGCGCAGAGCGUCCACAGGGAGUUACUCAGCUACAGUGGCUCACACGAGAGCUUGCGACAAGCUGUUUCCACAAGCAAAGAUCACAUGGUGAAAAAGAUAGCCAGCUCAAUUUCCUUGGAGGUGUCCAAAGUGGCAGGCAGGAUAGGUGCCGUUAACCUCGACGAUGCCCCUCCCUCACCUGCUCCCGGAGUGGACGCUGAUGCUUCCUUGGUGUCCUGUCCAGCAUCAAACAUAUCUGAGGACAUCGUUCUCAGAGUCCUGGACAUCAUACCGUUUAGCCAAUCUCCAGAAGCCAAGUGGAUUGGCCUUCAGGGCUCCACCGACUCGAAGAGAGACCUCCUUGACGCUGUCAUGGUGGAGCUUUUGACCAGCCCUGUGAUGCUGACCCUCAGUGUUAGCGCGGCGCGGACGUGGCGCCAGCCGUCCCAGGAAGAGCUGGAUGGUGCUGCCAGACAGACAUACCAGAAGAUGGUGGACAAGUGUGGCUCCGAGGAGGCGCUGGAGAGCGCUCUGAGGCUUCGAACCAAGCUUGUCAACGCAGCUCUGGCUAACACGGUGGCGCACAAGGUGUUCCAGCUCUUUUCCGAUGAGGAGUUUCACCCUGCAACUACCCACGACCAAGGCACCCAUAUGGAGGACCGCAGCGUUGCGGAUCAGCCCCUGUCCCACGUCAGCCGCGGUGUGUGCGCAGUGAACUGCAGGGCCAUGUGGGAGAUCAUCUACAGAUUGCUUCAGGAGUCGUGUUCCAAGAUGCUCAUGGAGGCGCGACUCAUCCGUUAUUCUCUAGAAUCUUUCUACAGCGCACUUGACCGUCUGUCCAGGUGCGAGGAGCUCAAAGUGUGCUGGGACGAGGGUGCGUGCGGUGCAUGUCGCGAUCCAUGGGCCACGGAGUUCAUCACGAGCCGUGUUCGUCAGCGUAGCAAGGAGAGGAUGGGCUCCGAGGUCCGGCUGGGCCCGGCCCUGGAUCCUCAGGACAAGACCGUCGUUCAGUGCGUCGUGGACCUCGUUGCUGAAGAGACCCUGCUGUUCAUGUCGCACCAUCAUGACAUCAGCAUCCCUGCAGCUGUUUUAAUGGCUAAGGAUGACACAUUGCCACCUGGCAAGGAAGAUGGAGACAGUAAUGAGAUCACACGAAAGGGUCUUCUUUCUGCAAUAAAGGGCUUUUUCGGUUUUAAUAAAACCGGUAGCCCGUCCCCGGUGGAUUGUGUAGUGCAGUUUCACAGGAGAGGACGACAUGUUCUGAGUGGGAAAAUAAAAAAGAGUUCUCGGAGAGGGCGUUUUAUCACACUGGAGGAAAGGAAAAGACGGCUAGCGGAACAGAUGAGGACAUGUGACUCUCGGAUGUCAGACAAGUCAGACACAGGGAUCACAUCUGAGCAACGACCCGACAGACAUCUGAGGGGACGUUUUGGAUGGGUUCUCUCCAAGCUCAUGUGUGCUGAAGACAUCUACUCUAUGGAUUGUUUGUGA
This is a messenger RNA of Hypomesus transpacificus, 4794 nucleotides long. RefSeq lists its product as uncharacterized. The record is from RefSeq and is a predicted model, not a curated record. NCBI's taxonomy places the organism in Eukaryota, Metazoa, Chordata, Actinopteri, Osmeriformes, Osmeridae. The coding region runs from base 1 to 4794 and encodes 1597 amino acids. The transcript has 7 exons.